Dentiscutata erythropus is the source of this 873-nucleotide messenger RNA. NCBI's taxonomy places the organism in Eukaryota, Fungi, Glomeromycota, Glomeromycetes, Diversisporales, Gigasporaceae. The record is from the annotation of a GenBank genome assembly.
AUGUCCGACAGCAUAAAUCUUUUCUGCUUAAAUCAAGGCGAAUCUACAGAAAAACUCUUUGUAGUAGAUAUAGAAAAGGACAAAACUGUUGCUCAUCUCAGGAAAGCAAUAAAAAAAGAAAAGGAAAUAUUUUAUAGAAAUAUUGACGCCAAUGAUCUCGUGAUAUGGAAGGUUAAUAUUCCUGUCAAUGAUGGCGAUAUGCAAACAAAUUUUGCGCUCGAGAAUAAUAAAGAGAAAGGCGUUCAAAAAUUAGACUGCCCUGUGAAUAAAAUUAGUGAUAUUUUUACAGAAACACCUGCUACCGAUCAUAUUCACAUCAUCAUUGAAAUGGUAUCUCCUCAAGGAAACAUGGCGAAAAAGUAUGGAGAAGCAAUGGAAAAAUUAUACAAAGCUUUAGAAGAUGGUAUUGAGAAUGUUGAAGAUUUGGUCAAUGAUGUAGAAAAAUACCGUAAACUUGCAUGUUAUGAGGAAGCCCUUGCUGAAGACAACGAUUUAUCGCAAAUUUAUAAUAAUGAAGAAUCUUUUGUUAAAAGUGGCGAUUUUUCACCAAUUUAUGACGAUAAUAAUGAGGAAACACUUGCUAAAGAUGUUGCUUUUUCAACAAGUUAUGAUGAUCACUACAGAAAAAAUGUCAAUAGUGUCAAUUUAUUAGAUCAAUCAACUGAAACAAGUCAUUUACAAUUAGCAAUGGAAGACACAAAAAGGGCACAAGAACUUGACCCCGAAAAUAAACUUUUAGAAGAAAAUUUCGCAGUGACGCAAAAAAAAAUUAAUGAAUCUAAUGAUGAUUCUAUAAAAGCUCAGGAAAUUAAAAAUUUAACCUCAGAUACCGCCAUAUGGACCGAUCUGAAGCAUAUGGGAACAUUUAAAUAA